Messenger RNA from Andrographis paniculata, 773 nucleotides. Its product is annotated as protein C2-DOMAIN ABA-RELATED 7-like. The transcript is spliced from 4 exons. NCBI's taxonomy places the organism in Eukaryota, Viridiplantae, Streptophyta, Magnoliopsida, Lamiales, Acanthaceae. Bases 1 to 657 code for a protein of 218 amino acids. The record is from RefSeq and is a predicted model, not a curated record.
AUGGAUGUUUUGGGACUUCUUAAGAUUCGAGUUCAGAAAGGCAUCAAUCUUGCCGUUCGCGACACCCUCAGCAGCGAUCCGUAUUGCGUUAUCACUUGUGAGAAUCAGAGAGUGAGAACAAAGGUUGUGAAAAGGAAUUGCAACCCGGUAUGGAGCGAGGAACUUACGAUAUAUAUAAAGGAUCUUGAGGAUCCAAUUGUUUUGUCGGUCUAUGACAAGGAUACCUUCUCCGGGGAUGACAACAUGGGACACGCUAACAUAGACAUCAUCCCAUUAAUCGAAUGUCUGAAAAUGGGGCUGGAAAAUCUCCCCGAUGGAACAAAAGUGGAGAGGGUUCAGCCGACCCGAAGCAAUUGCCUCGCCGAUGAAAGCUGCGUCGUGUGGGAGCAAGGCAAGAUGACACAAGACAUGUCCCUUAGGCUUAAGGAUGUAGAAUGUGGCGAAGUCGCAAUACAAAUCGAAUGGGUUGAUGUUCCGGGCGCCAAAGGUCUCCAGGUCGAGAUACCUGAUAAACACCCCCACCACGACAAUCACAAAGCCAUGAGAUCUAAGAAGAUGACACAAGUCGUUUCCAUUGUGAGCACGGUCCGGAGGCGACUGAGGAACAAGACCAUAUCUGUUAGCACUAAAGUGUUGCACAAGCCUCCUCACCCGUAAACAAAAUAACGACAAAAUUAGCUUUAUGAAUCCAAGACAUCACUUUACAUUUUCACAAAAUGCGACAUGUGAAAAGAUCCGACGUUUCCAAAAGCUAAGCAAACCUUGUAGACAAA